Saccharomyces mikatae IFO 1815 is the source of this 1623-nucleotide messenger RNA. It is a transcript of the gene PUS1, whose product is annotated as pseudouridine synthase PUS1. Gene Ontology annotation, cellular component: nucleus. Bases 1 to 1623 code for a protein of 540 amino acids. NCBI's taxonomy places the organism in Eukaryota, Fungi, Ascomycota, Saccharomycetes, Saccharomycetales, Saccharomycetaceae. Gene Ontology annotation, biological process: tRNA pseudouridine synthesis; mRNA pseudouridine synthesis. The record is from RefSeq and is a predicted model, not a curated record. Gene Ontology annotation, molecular function: pseudouridine synthase activity; RNA binding. The transcript has a single exon.
AUGUCUGAACCGAACUUGAAGCCCAGCUAUGACGAUGAUGAAGUCAAUGAGGAUGUCUACAAAAGAGGAGCUCAAAGUAAAUUGACCAAAGCUCGUAAGGCCGACUAUGAUGAAGAAAAGGACAAUAAAAAAGAUAAGAAAACUGAUUCUAGUGACAGACACGUGGACAAAAGGCCAAAAAGUGGCCCUCGUUUAGAUGAAAAUGGAAAUCCACUUCCUAAGGAGCCUCGUCUUCCAAAGAGAAAAGUGGCUGUUAUGGUUGGUUAUUGUGGUACUGGCUAUCACGGUAUGCAAUAUAAUCCACCAAAUCCAACAAUUGAGUCUGCUCUUUUCAAAGCAUUUGUUGAAGCAGGUGCUAUUUCCAAGGAUAACUCCAACGAUUUGAAAAAGAAUGGUUUCAUGAGAGCUGCUAGAACUGAUAAGGGUGUCCAUGCAGGUGGUAAUUUAAUAUCAUUGAAGAUGAUCAUUGAAGAUCCUGAUAUCAAACAGAAGAUCAACGACAAGUUACCGGAGGGAAUAAGAGUGUGGGACAUUGAACGUGUGAACAAGGCAUUUGACUGUAGAAAAAUGUGCAGUUCACGUUGGUAUGAAUAUUUAUUACCCACGUAUUCACUCAUUGGCCCCAAACCUGGUUCCAUUCUUUACAGGGACAUCGAAGAAAGUAAACUAGAAUUACCAGGUGUGUUAGAUGAAGAUGUAGAGUCCAAAGAAUUCUGGGAAGAAUUCAAGAGAGAUGCGAACGAGAAAUUUUCUACAGAAGAGAUUGAAGCGAUACUGGCAUAUGCUCCACCAGCCAGGGAUGAGUUCGAUAUAAAUGAAGAACUAUAUCAGAAAGUAAAAAAAUACAAGCAAUUAGAGAAUGCUCACCGUAGAAGAUAUCGUAUAUCUGCUGCAAAGUUGGCAAAAUUCCGCGCUUCUACAGAACAAUACCUCGGCGCCCACAACUUCCACAAUUUCACAUUAGGCAAGGAUUUCAAAGAACCGAGUGCCAUUCGGUUUAUGAAGGAAAUAAAAGUAUCAGAUCCCUUUGUAAUCGGUGAUGCUCAAACGGAAUGGGUUUCUGUUAAGAUCCACGGCCAAUCUUUCAUGCUACAUCAAAUUCGUAAAAUGAUCUCAAUGGCAACCCUAAUUACUCGUUGUGGUUGCCCCGUCGAACGUAUUAGCCAGGCUUAUGGACAACAGAAGAUUAAUGUACCAAAAGCACCUGCAUUGGGGCUAUUGCUAGAAGCGCCAGUAUUUGAAGGUUACAAUAAAAGAUUAGAGCAGUUUGGUUACAAGGCGAUCGAUUUUUCUAAAUAUCAAGAGGAGGUGGAUAAGUUUAAAAUGAAACACAUUUACGACAAGAUCUAUAAAGAAGAAGUGGAUGAAAAUGUUUUUAAUGCAUUCUUCAGUUAUAUCGAUAGUUUCAACAAAGUUACAGGCGCGCAAGGGGAAGAGACUGCUGACAAGUCGGGACUUGCUGUGCAAAGAAGCAUUUUUGAAUUUCUAACAGCCAGAGGUAUCCCAGGUCUUACUGGUGCUCCUGAAAGUAAUAAAAAGAUCAAACAAAGGAAAAGAAUGGAAGAGGAAGAAGCUAAGAAUAAAGAUGCUGAAACACCAACCGUAAUUCAGUGCAAUGAGUGA